This is a messenger RNA of Fusarium redolens, 732 nucleotides long. RefSeq lists its product as uncharacterized. The record is from RefSeq and is a predicted model, not a curated record. The coding region runs from base 1 to 732 and encodes 243 amino acids. The transcript has a single exon. NCBI's taxonomy places the organism in Eukaryota, Fungi, Ascomycota, Sordariomycetes, Hypocreales, Nectriaceae.
AUGGCACCUGCAAUGCUACCAGACGACCUGGUCGGCGCCUUGCAGCGGUAUAAAGAGGACACAAACUCCGUCGCUGCUUGGCUUGCGUCAACGGCAAAACACUGUGGCUACAAGUCACAGACGGCUGAGCCCAACGACAAGGACGCUCAGCAGAAGCCGUCCGGUCGUCUCAAGGGAAACGCACGCAAGGAGGCAAAAGGGCAGGCUACUGAUAGUAAGAAUGGAACCGGACAAAAGUAUACCGUCGCUCUGGAUGACUAUGUCCCUAUGGCCAAAUGCAUCGCUGCACAUCGCAAGGCUACCAUCAAGGUACCUACUUCGUUCGUAAGCACCAUAAACCGAGUCAUCCACCUUAGAUCUUCGUUUAGAGCACGAAUGGUAAAGCAGGGAGUUGAUAUCGAUGAAAAUGCCAACAAAAACCAUCUUUACUUCGUCAGUGUACUGGAAACUGUUCGAGACGUUCUACGCCCCAACAUGAUGAAAGCGGACAAACAAAAAUCACCUCAGCCAAUGAAGCCAAGCAAUCUUACCCAAGGAUUCAGCCUGCUUACGGUCCAUGAGCCGUCGCAGGAGUUCUUGGAUGCUCCGGACAUCGAGCGCCCUAAACAGAGGGCUGGGGAUAGCACGACGUAUGAGGCAGAAGAGCAAACCUCGCUCGACGAUGCUUUGGCCGUAUGGCAUCUGUUGAUUUUGGAUGCCGGCAAAAUCCGAAACCAAAUCGCAUGGGUUUAG